GUUCCGGAAUGCGUCACUUCUGUUGUGUUGGAAGUUGUAGAGGCCGGUGUGGGUGGGAAGCCAGGCGGGGUGGGGUCGCACCUAAGCGUUCAGGAGGGUUGAACUUGACCCCGGGAGGGGGCCUCUGACCGACGGUAGCUGUCCCCUAUGGACCUGGCCUUGGACCCGGGUGACCAGGACCUGCUGAACUUCUUGCUGGAGGAAAGCGGAGACCUGGGGGCGGCACCCGGCGGGGCGGCGGAGGCUCCACCGGCCUGGGAACCGUCUCUGUCCGAUGUGGAGAGCGACUGGGAUGUAGAGGAUUUUCUGAGCUUCCUGUCGAGUCCCGCGCCGGCGUCAUCGUCGUCGCUGAACAGUCUGAACUCUUGUAAUUCCUGUCUCGUCGACCACGAUCACACCUAUUCUCUCCCACUGGAACCUGUUUCCAUAGAUCGAGAUGGCGGCAACCAUCGAGAAGGGAUCCCGAUGGCUUCAUUGUCUGUGGAGGAGGCGGGAGAGCAGCAGAUGCCCAGGCUGGUCCUGACAGACGAGGAGCAGAGGCUGUUGCAGAAGGAAGGGCUCGUUCUGCCCAGGACUCUUCCUCUCACCAAGAUGGAGGAACAAGUUCUGAAAGGAGUGCGGAGGAAGAUUCGAAACAAAAGGUCUGCUCAAGAGAGCCGCAGAAAGAAGCAGGUGUACGUGGGAGGCUUAGAAAGCAGGGUCUUGAAAUACACAGCCCAGAAUCUGGAGCUACAGAACAAAGUCCAACUCCUGGAGGAGCAGAAUCUCUCCCUUCUGGACCAGCUGAGGAGACUUCAGGCCACGGCGAUGCAGAUGGCGAAGUCCGGCAGCAGCAGCAGCAGCAGCACUUGUGUCUUGGUGCUGCUGUUCUCCGUCUGUCUUCUCCUCAUACCGGCUAUGUACUCCUCCAACACAAGGGGGAGCCUGCCAGCUGAGUACGCAGCGUUGUCCCGAAAGCUUCGUGCCCUCCCCAGUGUCAAUACUCACCAGCUGGAGCGGCCUGCCUGGCGGUCAGGGACACCAAAGGACAGUGCCGUCGCUGUGCUCGCAGCCCCUGCCAACUUUUGCUGCCUGCUCUACCAUGUGCCUCAGGUUUCUGGGGAAGAGCCUUCUCUCGCGUCGCCACUCCCUGACCUCUCCUCAGAGAUCCCCCGCUCAGGCCCCACCCUGGCCUUGCACGUAAAUCUCACAAGAGAGGGGGUGGCCCCCUCCCCACAGCACCACACCUGUCAUUCUGUAGGACAGAUGCUUAAGCGAGAUAGGAAGAUGUGGGAGACCUCAGCAAAAAUCUGGAGGCCCCAGUCUGUGUCCAAGUAAGAAGGAGCAGAGAGGGCUCCCAUGCCCUGUCAGGCCACCCAGGAGAUCAGACACAUCACGCUUACUGGCUUUGAGUUUGUUUUUAAUUUAUACAUAUACAUGUACAUAUAUAUAUAUAUAUAUAUAUAUCAUCAUCAUCAUCCCGUAUCCCCUGGGGGAAUGAAUGAACUGACUUCCUCGAGCAUUUCAUGCAGUGAGACGGGGAGGGGUGAGAAAAGAAAUAAAUAAGUGAUUCUGA
Molecule: messenger RNA, 1555 nt
Organism: Erinaceus europaeus (western European hedgehog)
Lineage: Eukaryota; Metazoa; Chordata; Mammalia; Eulipotyphla; Erinaceidae
Gene: CREB3
Product: cAMP responsive element binding protein 3
Exons: 10
Coding region: 148-1317 (389 amino acids)
Biological process (GO): regulation of transcription by RNA polymerase II
Cellular component (GO): nucleus
Molecular function (GO): RNA polymerase II cis-regulatory region sequence-specific DNA binding; DNA-binding transcription factor activity, RNA polymerase II-specific
Source: RefSeq, a predicted model, not a curated record